AUGUCUCUCACGCUCUCCCUCGACGACCUCGCCCGCUUCCAGCUCCUCGUCGGCCUCUCCCCCGACGACGGCUCCUGCACCUUCAGCAUCAAGUCCCAGCAGCAGCGCCACGUCCCCCCUCAGCUCGUCGGCCUCGGCAUCUCCAUCAACUUCCACACCGUCUCCACCGACAACGGCACCUGCCUCGCCGUCUCCACCACCUUCCCGUCGACCAGCACGACUUCGCAGCAGGACCACAGCGAUUCGUCACCCCAGCCAUCCUCGUCCAACACCUACGCGUGUGAGGUCGGCGUCGCCAGCGACAUGGGCAUGCCUGAAGGCCAGGUGUGGCCAGCAGAGUGGACCAAACUUGGCGCCGUCGACGACUUUGCCGCCGCAUGCGCAGGCAACGCCCCAUCCUCCCUCGACGGCUCCUACUUUGAUAUCACAAACCUCGCCAACAUGCAGUACACCGGGGCGGACUUUACGAGUGUCCCUGAAAAAACGCAGGAGCCCGAGCCAGUCGAGUCGGUCCUCACCUCCCCGCUCUCCAGCCUCGGCCCCUCGUCGUCCUCUUCCUCCUCCUCCUACCCCAACUCCCUCUCCGACCUUUCCGAGCAACUCCUCAGCCCCACCACGACCGUCUCCAGCCGCUACAGCCCGCCCCUGGGCCCCCAGUUCGACGACUUUGCCAACUACAGCGCCGCCUCGUGCCCGCCGACGUCGCCCGAGCCGACCGAGAGCGAGGGCACCGCGCAGACGCUGGGCAAGACGCAGCGCGUGCGGCGGCACCCGUGCCUGCACCCGGGCUGCACGCGCAAGUUCACGAGCGAGUACACGCGGCGCGUGCACAUGGAGGCGCACAAGCCCAAGGUGCGCAAGUGCGUGCCGUGCACGAUGGAGGGCUGCAAGGAGGUCUUCUCGCGCCGCCACGACCGCCUCCGCCACGAGGUCUCGCAGCACGGCAAGGUGUGCGAGUGGCUCUGCAAGGAGUGCAGCCGCUUUUUCUCGAGCCAGCGCCGCCUCGAGAACCACAAGUGCCGCGGGAGCAUCAACGCCGUCUCGCGCUGGCCCAUCCUCCCGCAAAACAACAUCGCCCCGCCGUCGCAAAACAACGUCCCGCCGCAAAACAACGCCCAGGGCGUCCGCGCUGGUUAG
Molecule: messenger RNA, 1137 nt
Organism: Gloeophyllum trabeum ATCC 11539
Lineage: Eukaryota; Fungi; Basidiomycota; Agaricomycetes; Gloeophyllales; Gloeophyllaceae
Exons: 4
Coding region: 1-1137 (378 amino acids)
Source: RefSeq, a predicted model, not a curated record